Molecule: messenger RNA, 2061 nt
Organism: Gymnodraco acuticeps
Lineage: Eukaryota; Metazoa; Chordata; Actinopteri; Perciformes; Bathydraconidae
Gene: atp6v1c2
Product: ATPase H+ transporting V1 subunit C2
Exons: 13
Coding region: 129-1259 (376 amino acids)
Biological process (GO): proton transmembrane transport
Cellular component (GO): lysosomal membrane; vacuolar proton-transporting V-type ATPase, V1 domain
Molecular function (GO): proton-transporting ATPase activity, rotational mechanism
Source: RefSeq, a predicted model, not a curated record
CAGACUUUCCUACACUCACAGUUGGACUGACACAGCACUGUCAUGAAGGUAACCUGACGUGUUUUUGGUGCCAACGCCUAUUUUUGGAGGAUUUGGACUGGAGGUCUCUAUGUGACACACUGGGAGUCAUGACAGACUUUUGGCUGAUUUCGGUCCCUUUGGACAAGACCAGUUUAACCAGUGUGGAGAAAUUGAAGCGCAACCUUGCCAAAACCAACCUGGCCUCCUGCUGCAGGUUCUCCAUUCCAGAACUCAAGGUGGGAAUACUGGACAGUCUGCUCAGCGUAUCAGAUGACCUCUCCAAGCUUGACACACUAACUGAAAGUGUGAUUAAAAAAACACAUCAGUGUAUGAGGGAGGUGAUGGAGCAGUCUGAUGACAAAGUGCUGGAAAACGCCUUAGCCAAUGGAGUGGACCUGAUGAGCUACAUGACAAAGUUUCAGUGGGACAAAGCCAAGUACCCCACAGCUCUGCCUCUCUCCAGCCUUGCAGACAUCAUCACCAAGGAAGUUUCCCAGAUGGAGACGGAAUUAAAAUCCCGAGCUGCAGCGUACAGCAGCGUGAAAACGAGCCUUCAAAGCAUGGAGUACAAACGUGGGAGUUUGCAAACUUGCAGUCUGAAUGACAUAGUGAGGAAGGAAGACCUUGUGACCUCGGAGCAUCUCACUACUCUGCUGGUAGUGGUGACCAGAGGGAGCUACUUGCAGUGGGAGAGGACAUAUGAAUCUUUUUCACAGUUCGUGGUUCCACGGUCUAGCAGGAAGCUGUACGAGGAUGGAGAGGGAGGCGUUUUCUCCGUUACACUCUUCAAAAGAGCUGUGUGUGAAUUCAAAGCCAAAGCCCAGGAGAGCAAGUUCACCGUCCGCGAGUACAGCUUUGAUUUGGAGGCGAAGCAGCAGCAGGAGAGGCAGCAGCGUAGUGUUCACAAAAAGGAACAAUACGGAAGCUUUGUGCGUUGGCUGAAGGUGAAUUUCAGCCAGGUGUUUAUUGCCUGGAUUCACUUGAAAGCACUGCGAGUGUUUGCGGAGUCAGUCCUCAGGUAUGGACUACCGGUGAACUAUCAGGCUCUUCUGCUGCACACGGACAAGAAGCGUUCAAAGAAACUCAGAGAGGAUCUCGCGUCACUGUUCAAACAUCUGGACCCCACUGCCUCUAACAGCAAGACUGAUGUGAGCUUUGACAUCCCAGGACUCUGUCAGCCUGAGUACCUCUCCUACAUCUGCUUCUACAUCAGCACCAACCUGCUGGAGCUCAGCUAACAUUAAUCAAAAAAGAUGAGCCACACAAAGACCAAGCAAUGAGAGUCCUGUCGAUCAUCUGGUGGAGUGGGCCAAUCAGAGCCGGGGAGACAAAGACCCUCAACUAUAGAAUAAAACACAUCCAGUGAUCCACGAGAAGAUCUUUCUUUGGACGCAGAAAUAACAGUCCAGCUUCCCACAAGUGUAAAUACUCAUUGAACAGUAGAUGCAUUUUGAGUUUCUUUUCAAUACAAAAUCAGCUGCACAUGGACUACUUUUUGUGCACAUGGAACUGCGGAAUAAUUUAAUAAUACAAUGAUACACACUGUUAUUUGGAUGUUGAUGUACAGCUUAAAGCAUUUUAAUUGAGUUUAUCUUCCUAGUAACCUCAAAAAGCCAUCACGGUGGGGUAUAGUGUUUCUCUUUCAUGCAGGUUUCACAUUAUACAACAUUGCACAACGACUAUGUACAUAUCACUUUUAUUUUAACAUGUAUUUAAUCUGAAUGUUUUUAAUGUAAUGUUUUCAAUGGUGGAAGAAGAACUCAGUUAAUUAAGUACCACAAUAGUCACUCAAUGAAAAUAUAAUAACCCAAGGGUAGUUUUCAUUGUCAGUUGCCAUUGUCAUUGCAUUAAAAAACCAGUAAAGCCUUUUGCAGCUCCAGAGGGAGCUGUGAAGUCCGAUAAAUUGCCUCAUAAUGAUGUCACUUGAGUCAGCAUUGGCUUGGGCUUUAAUACAAUUACGGGUGGAGUUAGAAAGAAGUUAGCUCACUUCUGUAGCCCGUUGCUCGUCUCUGCUUGUAGCUACAUUAGCCGCUAGUAGCA